This is a messenger RNA of Pteronotus mesoamericanus, 2775 nucleotides long. RefSeq names its product protein tyrosine phosphatase receptor type H (gene PTPRH). Gene Ontology annotation, molecular function: protein binding; protein tyrosine phosphatase activity. Gene Ontology annotation, biological process: peptidyl-tyrosine dephosphorylation involved in inactivation of protein kinase activity. The coding region runs from base 1 to 2775 and encodes 924 amino acids. The record is from RefSeq and is a predicted model, not a curated record. NCBI's taxonomy places the organism in Eukaryota, Metazoa, Chordata, Mammalia, Chiroptera, Mormoopidae. The transcript has 18 exons. Gene Ontology annotation, cellular component: signaling receptor complex.
AUGACCGGGUCUGGUGGGGGCCUCAGGGCCUGGGGGAGCCUCCUGCUGCUGCUGGGCCUGUGCAGCUGGCCAGGGGCCCGGGCAGCCGCCCCCAGCCCCGUCGGGAACCUGAGGGUGGAGGCGCAGACCACCAGCUCCGUCAGCCUACACUGGGAGGCGCCCGCCGGCCCCGCCCUGAACUACACCUACGGGGUCUGGUGGACCGGACCGGGUGACCAAAAUGAGACCCGGAACACGACAGACACCAGUUUCACAGCAGAGGGACUUGACCCCGGGUCCUCGUAUGAGUUUUCCGUGUGGGUGGAGGAAGGUGGACUCAGCAGCUCCCCGGUGACCGUCAGGGCCGCCACAGCCCCGAACCCCGUCGGGAACCUGAGGGUGGAGGCCCAGACCAACAGCUCCAUCAGCCUGCGCUGGGAGGCCCCCGCCGGCCCGGACCCUGAGAGCUACACCUACUGGGUCCGGUGGCCUGCAGACGGUGGCCAAAAUGAGACCCGGAACACGACAGACACCGGUUACAAAGUGGACGGACUUCACGCGGCAUCCUCGUAUGAGUUUUCCGUGUGGGCGGAGAGGAACGGAGUCUCCGGCUCCCCUGUGACCCUCCCCGCGUCCACAGCCCCCAGCCCCGUCGGGAACCUGAGGGUGGAGGCGCAGACCACCAGCUCCGUCAGCCUGCGCUGGGAGGCGCCCGCCGGCCCCGCCCUGAACUACACCUACGGGGUCCGGUGGACCGGACCGGGUGACCAAAAUGAGACCCGGAACACGACAGACACCAGUUUCACAGCAGAGGGACUUGACCCCGGGUCCUCGUAUGAGUUUUCCGUGUGGGUGGAGGAAGGCGGACUCAGCAGCUCCCCGGUGACCGUCAGGGCCGCCACAGCCCCGAACCCCGUCAGGAACCUGAGGGUGGAGGCUCGGACCACCAGCUCCAUCAGCCUGCGCUGGGAAGCCCCGGACGGCCCGGACUCUCAGAGCUACACCUACGGGGUCUCGUGGAUCCAGGAGGGUCGGCUCAGUACUAUGACCCACACCACCACUGAUACCGGGAUCACACUGAAGGAAGUGGAAGCUGGGAGCCUGUGCACCUUCACCAUCUGGGCAGAGAGAAACGGGGUCAGGAGUGACAACAAGACCUUCGCUGGGGCCACCGCUCCCAGCGAAGUCACAGCCCUGCAGAAGGAAAAUCAGACCAACACCUCAAUUGCCCUGCGGUGGGAGGCCCCCAAAGACCCGCGCCCUCACCUCUACACAUAUGGCAUCUGGUGGGCCAGUGCGGGACAUCCCCAGAGGGAACGAGAUCCCCAAGGAUAUCGAGCCUACGAGACAGGCAGGACCAACGAGACUUGGUACGUGCUGAAGGGCCUGGAACCCGGCACUCUGUACAACUUCAGCGUGCGGGCAGAGAGGAGCGACGCAGCCAGCGCCACACAGAGUCUUCACGCCUCCACAGAGCCGGACCCUGUCUCCAUCACCUCCUGCGUCAGCACCUCUGGGGGCUAUGGGGUCACCCUGACCUGGUCCUGCCCCCUGGGAGGCUUCGAGGCCUUUGAGGUGCAGGUGGGCGGGCAGCAGAGCUCCCAGGACAGGUCCUCCUGCGAGAGCGGUGCGUCCGUGGGGGGUCUGCAGCCGGCUCAGUCCUACGCAGCCACCGUCACCACCAUCUGGGCCGGCUUGAGGGCCCCCCCUGCCUCCGUGACCUGCCACACCCAGAGUGCAGGGGUCAUCGCCGGGGCCGUUGUCGGUGUCCUCCUGUUUCUUGUCCUGAUGGGCCUGCUGAUUUUCUUCCUGAGGAAGAGGCACAGAAGGAGCCGGAAGGAGUCAGCGGCCAGCUUCCUGGGGGACAUCCCGGCGGGUGACUUUGCUGAAUAUGUCAGGAAAAACGAGAAGGACAGCAGCUGUGGCUUCGCUGAGGAGUACCAGCGUUUGGCCCAGGAGGGCCUCGGCCAGUCUCAGACGGUGGCCUCAGCUCCUGAGAACUGCGCCAAGAACCGUUACAGAAACGUGCUGCCCUACGACUGGUCCCGUGUGCCCCUGAAGCUCCUCCCGGGGGAGCCAGGCUCCGACUACAUCAACGCCAGCUUUGUGCCUGGCCUCUGGAGCUCCCAGGAGUUCAUUGCGGCCCAGGGCCCCCUGCCGCAGACGGUGGGCGACUUCUGGCGCCUGGUGUGGGAGCAGCAGAGCCGCACCCUAGUCAUGCUCACCAACUGCGUGGAGUUCGGCCGGGUGAAGUGCGAGCAUUAUUGGCCUCUUGACGCCAAGCCCUGCACCCACGGGCACCUGCAAGUGGCCCUGAAGGGUGAGAAGGUGACGGAGAACUGGACGGUCCGAGACCUGAAGCUGCGGCAUACAGAGGAGCAGAAGACUCUGUCCGUGCGGCAGUUCCACUACGUGGCCUGGCCGGACCACGGCGUGCCCCACUCCCCAGACCCCUUGCUGGGCUUCUGGAAGACGCUCAGGCAGUGGCUGGACCAGAACCCCGGGGGAGGCCCCCCCAUUGUGCACUGCAGCGCCGGCGUGGGCCGCACGGGCACCCUCAUCGCCUUGGAUGUCCUGCUGCGGCAGCUGCAGAGUGAGGGCGUCGUGGGGCCCUUCCACUACGUGAGCAAGAUGCGGGAAAGCCGGCCCCUGAUGGUGCAGACUGAGGCCCAGUACGUGUUCCUGCACCAGUGCAUCCUCCGGUUCCUCCAGCAGUCCUGCCCAGCCCCCCCGGAGAAGGGGGCCGUGUAUGAGAACCUGGUCUUCGAGAAUGAGGCUGCCGCCCCGGCCCACUAG